UAAUUGAAUAAAAACUAAAUAAUAAAACAAAAUGACUGCGAUACUAAUAACCGUAAUAAUAAUUUUAAUAUUAAUCACAUACACCAUUACGAUAUCACUUGAUUCUGGCAACUACUACGAAUACAUAUCAAAAAGUAAUUACAAAUUAUCAAAUCGUCGAUUGGCAGAGUUAUUGAACGGUAAUGUAAUGUCGAAUCUGCCAAACAUAAUAACGAAUUCUAAACAUGAAACCGUCUGCGCAACAUCAAUUGCAUUAUAUCUAUCCCCUUUAACAGAUAAUUUAUUAAUGACUGACGAUUAUGAACUACACAACGACAAUAUCAGCUCCGUGUAUGACAAAGGGUGCGAAAAACUUUGUCCGGAUUUAUCAUUGGAGUCAUUAAUAAUCCGUGAUAGCAAAAAACAAGAAAUAUAUAUCAAUAAUAAGCAACUGUACGAUGGUAUUUGGUGUAUAAAAAAGCGCCCUAAUUGUAAUUUGCGUACCACAUUUGCCAUCAUGACAAUGAACGGUUCCGCAGUUUGUAACUUGAAAUUUCCAAAUUUAUUUGGUGGACCAGAAGGCAACAAAAUUAUCGCCUGUAAUAAUACAAUCUACAGUGAUCCGAACAAUGUACUGAUGGAUUACAAACAAGAUCGCGAGAAUGGCGAACGCGUUGAUACACGAACCAUAAUAAUAGAAGACGAAGACGAAUUAUUGGAUAAUAACAAUACUGAUAAAUCUUAUAGAUUCAGGUGCCUAUUCAAUGGUACUGAUUCAAUUGGAAAUAAAUAUAUCGCCCAUCCAGCUAGUCGUUUUCAUCCGAUUCGUAAUCCCUGUACGAUGCACGUACCGAAUGCUCAUCCAAGUAUUGUAUUCAACAGUAGUGAGGGCACUUGUGAUUGUGGUACAAAACAAUCAAGAGUCGAAAAUGUUAUUACUGGUGAUACAAAAUCACGUUGUAGUUCUUGCAAGACAGCUAUUACGAUGAAUACGGAAGGCGAUACAGAGAUCGGUCGAUUGAAAAUUAGAGACGAAUGUUUUGUCAGUGAUGCAAAGUACUUGGAGGCACGUCACAAGCUGCCGUGUUUUCUGGGUGUAGCUGGAAAAACCCGUGUACCUUGUCAGCGUAUAUUUGAUUUGAAGAUCCAAAUAUAUAAUCCAAUAUUGGAUUCAAAUCCUUAUCGUUGGAAAAUGCCACUUUUUCCGAAAUAUCGUGGUAAAAAUACCAAUGAUAUUGGUGAACUUCGGACUAUUAAAGCUUAAUUUAUAAUGAUUUGAUUAACGAUUUAUUAAUUGACAUUGAAAAUUUAAUAUUGUUUUUU
Messenger RNA from Microplitis demolitor, 1302 nucleotides. It is a transcript of the gene Pif-2, whose product is annotated as per os infectivity factor pif-2. NCBI's taxonomy places the organism in Eukaryota, Metazoa, Arthropoda, Insecta, Hymenoptera, Braconidae. The record is from RefSeq and is marked provisional. The transcript has a single exon. Bases 32 to 1243 code for a protein of 403 amino acids.